AUGUAUUACCAUCAAAGGAAGGAAAAUGAAGAUCAUCGACCCUACAUUAGCAAGGAGAGGAUAGCACAGGUGGACACCCACCAAAACCAACCAAUCUCCAAGGAGACCCAAAGGAAGAGAAGAACCACAUCAAGGGACUCCUAUUCAGAGGAAGGAAACAGCCAAUACAACCUCUCACACCACCAUUCCCAAGUACCCUAUUUUGAACAAUUUUUUAGGAGACUUUUCUCCCCCCAAAUGGGCAUGGCAAGAGAGGAGAGACCUAAAUCUGUCUCCAGUCAAAAGAAAAAGAAUAAGAAGAGAACAAGAAGAUGA
Molecule: messenger RNA, 315 nt
Organism: Pelobates cultripes (western spadefoot toad)
Lineage: Eukaryota; Metazoa; Chordata; Amphibia; Anura; Pelobatidae
Source: the annotation of a GenBank genome assembly